AUGUUCAAGUCGAUUGCUGUUUUAUUCUCUCUAUGUAUUGGUCUGAUUAUUGCUCAGCAAAAUCUCUUCGAUGAUCGAUAUGGAAGUCGAAUUCCACAACAACUACCAUUUUUUGCUGCGGCUGGUGGAGGUUUUAACUUAAAUCCCCCAGUGAAUCCUGUCACUGUGAAUAAUAACAACAAGAACACUAAUAACAAUGAUGGCUUAGUCGAUGAAUUUGGACAAUGCGGUGGUUUAGAUUGGGAAGGUCCGAAAACCUGCCGAGCGAACCUAGCUUGUUUUAAACGAUCAAAAUACUAUUCCCAAUGCUUAUCUAAUGAAGCAGCUGCAACUGCCACUCGACCAGCGCCACCAGUAAUUCCACCAGGUGGUAAAUGUCAUGGUGGAAACGUUCGUGGACCACUUGCUUGUGCUAUUGGUACAGCUUGUUUUAUUCAAGCAGAAAAUGUUCAUGGCGAAUGUAAAACACAUUGUCCACAAGGUUGGGCUUGUGAGAGACAAACAUUACCCGAAUGGGCACCAUGUGGUGGUGAAGGUUACGUUGGUUUGACAAAAUGUAAAGAAGGUCUUCAUUGUAUUGCACAUUCAAAAUGGUACCAUGAAUGUCGAUCCGAAUGUCCUGACGGAUGGAAAUGUUAA
Messenger RNA from Adineta ricciae, 639 nucleotides. NCBI's taxonomy places the organism in Eukaryota, Metazoa, Rotifera, Eurotatoria, Adinetida, Adinetidae. The record is from the annotation of a GenBank genome assembly.